Messenger RNA from Teleopsis dalmanni, 2517 nucleotides. RefSeq names its product dihydrolipoyllysine-residue acetyltransferase component of pyruvate dehydrogenase complex, mitochondrial (gene muc). The transcript is spliced from 8 exons. Gene Ontology annotation, biological process: pyruvate decarboxylation to acetyl-CoA. The record is from RefSeq and is a predicted model, not a curated record. Gene Ontology annotation, molecular function: dihydrolipoyllysine-residue acetyltransferase activity. Bases 317 to 1885 code for a protein of 522 amino acids. NCBI's taxonomy places the organism in Eukaryota, Metazoa, Arthropoda, Insecta, Diptera, Diopsidae. Gene Ontology annotation, cellular component: pyruvate dehydrogenase complex.
UUUAUAAUCAAUUUGUUAUCAGCUUUUGACAAAAGACAUAUAUUUAUUGAGCUUGGUAACCCUAAAAUUUCGUUUUAUAUUUUGACAUUUGCAUUGUUUCUAUAGAAUUUUUUUCUGCUUAUUUUGACCUAUUAAAGAAUUAAAAGGUCGGUAGCAGUCAAUAUUUUGUUUGGCUGAAAUAUUACGAACUGGGGGAAGAAAGAUUACGUAUUGUUUCCAAAGAAAUAAUACGAAACUUUUCUGUGACACUUUAUUUGGCGUUUUUGUGUAAACCAGUGAGAAGAAACAAGAAAAGUAUUGCUUCAUACGGGACAAAAUGCUUAGGAUAAUUGCAGUUCGUACAAGUACAUUUUCGGGUGUAAGCUUUGCAAAAGCGACUCGCGGUGUUUCACGUCUGCUGACGGUGACUGCAGCCAGGAAUUUAAAACAAUUCAGAUUAACACCAAAUAAUAUUAAAACAAAAAAAUGUCUUGGAGCCAGCAUGAAUUUUGUGCGAGCUUACAGCAGUUAUCCUCCUCAUAUUAAGGUUAACUUGCCUGCACUUUCACCAACGAUGGAAGUUGGCAACAUCGUUAGCUGGGAGAAGAAAGAAGGUGACAAGUUAAACGAAGGUGAUCUUCUCGCUGAAAUUGAAACUGAUAAAGCCACAAUGGGUUUUGAGACUCCUGAAGAGGGAUUUUUAGCAAAAAUUGUAAUUGCAGCUGGUUCCAAAGGUGUACCUGUGGGUAAACUUGUUUGCAUAAUUGUACAAGAUCAAAAAGAUGUUGCCGCAUUUAAAGACUUUAAAGAUGACAGCCCUGCAGGUGCAGCACCAGCAGCGGCAGCACCGGCACCAGCGCCAGCAGCUGCAGCACCAGCACCGGCAGCACCAGCACCGGCAGCACCAGCACCAGCAGCUGCAGCACCAGCACCACCAGCACCUGCGAAAGCUGCUCCCGCAGCAGCAGCUGCACCAGCCCCUGCGGCUGCCGCAGGUAUGACUGCUGUAGAACAGCGCGGCCCUCGAGUGUAUGCAAGCCCUAUGGCAAAAAAACUUGCAGAAACUCAAAAACUUCGUUUAGAAGGAAAGGGUAGUGGUGUUCAUGGUUCUAUUAAAUCAGACGAUCUUGGUGCUAUGAAAGCAGCAGGAGCAGCAGCAAAACCUGCUAAAGGUGCUGCUGCCGGAGCACCUGGAAAGAUGCCUCCAGGUGGUUAUAUUGAUGUUCCCGUUUCUAAUGUUCGCGCUGUCAUCGCUAAACGUUUAUUGGAAUCGAAAGUAACUAUUCCACACUACUAUGUUAGUGUAGAAUGUCAAGUUGACAACCUUCUCAAAUUCCGUGCUAAAGUAAACAAGAAAUAUGAGAAACAGAAGGUAAGAGUCUCUGUUAAUGAUUUUAUUAUUAAAGCUACUGCUGCUGCCUGUCGAAAAGUGCCUGAGUCAAAUUCAUAUUGGAUGGAAACUGUCAUGAGGCAAUUCGACUACGUUGACGUCUCCGUAGCUGUGUCUACUGAUACUGGUUUAAUUACACCUAUAGUGUUUAGCGCCGAUCGUAAAGGAGUAAUAGAAAUUUCAAAAGAAGUAAAAGCAUUGGCCGGUAAAGCACGUGACAAUAAGUUGAAGCCACAUGAAUUCCAAGGUGGCACUGUCACUGUUUCCAAUUUGGGAAUGUUCGGAGUUACCAACUUCUGUGCUGUUAUAAAUCCACCGCAGUCAUGUAUUCUAGCUGUUGGCACAACAUCAAAGAAACUGUUACCAGAUCCAGAUAACAUAAAAGGUUUCAGAGAAGUCAGCGUUAUGAACGUAACAUUGAGUGCCGACCACAGAACCGUCGAUGGAGCACUUGCAGCCCAAUGGCUAUCGCAUUUCCGCGAUUUCAUUGAAGAUCCCCAAACUAUGAUACUGUAAUUAAUUAAAUUGUUUCUUCUUAAGUAAAAUAAUAGAGCAUAUCCUGUGCACUAUAACGGCUAAGUUGAUAACUAAACACGAAUCUGAGAAUUUAAACCUUCGAAGAAGAAAUUUAUUUUUGUUUUUCCCUAAUUAGACCUAAACGAUUGUGAUUACUAAUUAAAUAUUGAUGAUUUAUUAUAAUUAAAUUUUUUUUUUCUUAGCAAAAAUAUAUUUUGUUUACUUAAUAUAAUUACUUUAAUUUUGUGUAAUGGCAAACUGCAUAUGUGAAAAUAAUCAAAUUUUUAACCAAUCAUAUAUAGUACACUUAGUACACUUAGUAACUGCCCAUAGAAAGAGCCAUCAAUCUUAUUGAUUAAUAAUUUUUUAUAUAUCAUUUUAAUUUUGUUUUUGUUUUCGUUUUGUCAUUCUUGUUAUAUAUUUUCUAUUUUUUAUUAUAUAUUUUAUUCCAACUUGUUUAUUAAUUGAGAAGGAAACACACAUAAGCGACGCAGUGUCAUGUUAUCGCUUCAUUUGCGAUAAUCUUUAUUGUUUUAACCUUUGCUUAAGUUGGAAUAACGACGGUAUAAAAACGAAACUCAUAUUGUUAAAUAGUUUUGGCCUGAAUAAAUGGAAACAAUAUUGUUUACGAA